AUGUUGCUCAAACCAGGACAACUGCUACUUCUUGCCGUUUGGGCUAGCAGCACUGCGCUAGGCUCUCUGGGCUCUGUACCGAAGCGCGAUCUCUCCUCUAUCUCAAGCCAUUCGUCUCAUCAUAACCAUAGUACUUCCUCUCAUUCCCGCACCUCGACCACUUCGCUAGAUCUGCUUAGCUCCCAGUCUUCGUCAGAAACUCCUUCUUCCAGCACUUCGUCGUCUGUACCAUCGACCAGCUCUACCAAUAGCCAGCCAAGUAGCUCGGCUUCGCAGAAAAUCAAGUCGAGUGCAUUGAUACCACCUGGAUACACUUCAAAGACCAAUAAUGGACAAGGAUCUACUUUGACCACGUCGCAGGUCCGUUCUUCCUCGGACCAAUCUUCUCCAGGCCCGCCCUCUCAGAGCUCUUCUUCUCAGUCUUCUUCCGAAGCUUCUUCCUCUGGAUCUUCUUCAUCCGCGCCAUCAUCCCCGAUUCUAUCCUCCCCUGCAUCAUCAUCUUCUUCUGCUGGAGGAAAUGGAGGAAGCGUCGGUCCAGGAAAGGCGACUUCGGCACCCACUGCUGUUUCCACCAAGACAAUCUACACUGCCAGCGGGUCCUCUAGCGUGGCUGUCAGCGUUGUCGGUAUUCUUCCGAAUGGACAAACAACUACCGUAGCCAGCGGUGGAAGUCAGUCAGGUGCGUCGGUGACAUCUGUUCCAACUUCUGCCCUUUCAUCAUGGAGCUCUGUCGUUGCAUCGGCUACUAGCGCCGUUCAAUCGUUCGAAAAUGACCCUACCGAGUCAAACGCAAAUGCUCUGCUUGUUGCGAUUGGUUCUGCUCGCAGUAAUACCCCAUCUGGGGGAACUAGCAGCAGUUCCGUUUCAAAGGUCACAUCUGGGUUGAAUUCUAUCUAUAGUUCUGUCUCCAGUGCUUUGUCCGAUGGUAGCUCUUCAGCUUUGAGCACCGCUGCUGGCGGCCUGAGCAGUGGCUUGUCAAGCAUUUCGUCUGGCCUUGGCGGGCUGUUCGGUGGCGGCGGUGGAGGAGGAGGAGGAGGAGGAGGAGGUGGUGGUGGUGGUGAUGGGGAUGGAGAUGGAGGAGAUGAUGACGAUAACUCGACUAGCAAGUCAGAGUCAUCGACCUCGACCACAUCGUCGGACACGGCAGUGAAGGAUCCCAUGUGCAUAUUUGAAGGGGGUCCGGAGGUUCAAUCGGGAGGCUCCGGAGAAUGCUUCCAAUACACGAUAUUCCCGUCCAGCAUCUCUCCAACGACAAACGUCCCGGCGUCAACGGUGGACUCGCUUCUCUACACGCCGGUUACCACGACGGAGGCAGAUGGUGAAAUCCUGUCCUAUGCCUCUCAGACCAUCGAAUGGGGUGAAGUUCAGGGCAAGAAAUAUGCAUUCACUUUGCCCGCCGGCUCGGCCGUUACACUGCAAGCCGCUAACCCUAGCCAAACUGCCGGUAACGACAAGGGAUCCAGCAACUGUGGCUCCAUCGGCGAUGCUUGUACUAGGGCUUGGGAAAAAUACGACGAUGACCGUGUAUACGACGAGUAUACUGCAUACACUGCCAGCCUCAAAGGUGGCAUCUUGAACGCUUUCACAUUCGGACAGGCUGGUUGCACUGCCAUUUUCGAGUGUGAUGACUACGGAUUUGGUAUGACUGGAACUCAAAUCAAGAGCGCUGUCGAAUAUAUGAAGGACAACGAUAGUGUCGACCAAUGUGGUUCUACUUACCUGUCUAACAGUUGUCACAUUACGCUCAACUACUGCACAUCCUGCAAGUCCUCGAACAACUGA
This is a messenger RNA of Penicillium atrosanguineum, 1782 nucleotides long. RefSeq lists its product as uncharacterized. NCBI's taxonomy places the organism in Eukaryota, Fungi, Ascomycota, Eurotiomycetes, Eurotiales, Aspergillaceae. The record is from RefSeq and is a predicted model, not a curated record. The transcript has 4 exons. Bases 1 to 1782 code for a protein of 593 amino acids.